CCCAUUCCCAUCUCGAGAGUUGUUUUAUUCAUGUCGUGAACUCUCUCCCUUCAUCUAGCUCGAGUUUUUUUCUUGCUUCCGGGAGCUCUGAACUUGACCGACGUCGUUUUCACAUCAAAACCCUUCAACAAAAAAAUGGCGUUCUUCUUGAACCAAACUAGUAUCGCUUCCCAUUUUCGAUCUCACUCUCAGAAGACUGAAGAUUUGGCUUCUUUUCCUCGCCGUCGAUUCCACGUCGAACCAGGGGCUCGUGAAAAAGCUCUCUUGGCAGAAGAUGCAACUCUGAAACCGUUCAAAUCGUACAAGAAGAGUGUAAAAAAGCUUAGAAAAAUUGGGAAUGCCCUUACAAUUGUUGUUGUUGCAGGAUGCUGUUACGAAGUAUAUGUCAGAGCUUUUACAAGAGAGGAAGCUCAGAAACUGUAAUGUCCUGAAAGUUCUGGAUGAAGCAAAUAUUGGGAGUUAGUUUUCUGUUUUGUUUUAUUAUUGUGGCAACAACUUGGACGUUAUGAUUAGCAAUGUUAGAAUAAGCAAAAAAGCAUUUGAACCAAAAUUGCUUGUGCAUUAAUAGCUUUUCCACCAUUCCAGAUGUCUACUGUCUGAUGAUAAUGUUGAUUGGCUGGUCACAAAUCUGUUGUGGCUUCAGCCUUCAGGUGUGAGAAACAGAUCUAAUUCGUUCGACCAAGUUUGAGGGGGAGCAGUUAUUUGAGGGAGUUGUUGUGAUUAUCUGUGAGAUGUUUAAUGCAAUUCCAUAAUCAAGCUUUGCCUGAAAUGUUAAUAAAUCUGAUAACCAUGUUAAUGGGAAUUGUAA
This is a messenger RNA of Glycine soja, 808 nucleotides long. RefSeq names its product succinate dehydrogenase subunit 7B, mitochondrial-like. The coding region runs from base 136 to 423 and encodes 95 amino acids. Lineage: Eukaryota; Viridiplantae; Streptophyta; Magnoliopsida; Fabales; Fabaceae. The transcript is spliced from 4 exons. The record is from RefSeq and is a predicted model, not a curated record.